ACAGUAUUUGACCCAUCUACCCCCUGCUAAAGCCGCAAUACGACCCUGGAUAUAUGAACCUGCCCUGCAUGCCGUCAAGCUAUCUUUUAGUAAUAUGUAUACUGUUGUAUAUAUCGUCCUGUGGUAGCUUUCGUUGUAAUGUUAAACCGCUAUGUGUUGAUAAUAGACAUUGUCAAAUUGAGAAACGUGGCCGGGAUCGACAACGCACUGUCCCUGGCUAUAAUUCGGUGUAUAGAACCGAGGUUGUAGCUGGGUGGAUGUCAUGGAUUGUGUUAGUGUCGAUGUUGGUGCAUCUAGGUUACGGAUCUGCUGUGCAGUCGGUGCAAUUCCCGACUUUUUGCAACCCACAGCUACGGGGCUAAGUGGGUUGUCACUUCAACUUCAUCCGGACUGCGGGUGCUAUCAAAUAUUGAAUCUCGACUCGACUCUCUACGUUCAAUCGGAUAUCAUGUAGCACGAGGGAUCCGGCCGGACCGGUACCGGCCACAUGUCUCCGGGGGCGUAUUUUACUUGUCUGCUGCCCGGGUUAACAAGCUCUACUUCAUAACGCCGAAUCUGGAAAAGUAAUGCGAGUUGCUUCCUAAUCACUAGCUAUGCAUACAUCGACACAAUAAGUUAUUCCGUCAACUGUUGGCAUGUCAUAGUUAAAGUGAUCAGUGCACACCUUCUUUUCAUGAAGGAUGCGACUCACAAUCCUUCAUCCAACUACCUCGUAUAACGGCAAAUCAAUCAUGCGGUAAUUAGAUCAUGAUGUACCUGUAGCCGGAAAUAUUCGCAAACCAGAUUCAAAAGGUAUAAUAUAUCAAAUUACUAGUAACCUACAUAGGCCGAGGUUUGACUGGCUGGCGUUGCCUCUAGGUCAAGUACUGAUAUUCUACUUCCCAAUCCUUGUUUACAGACGAUUACCAUUCAACGAGCCAUUUUCUAUUUGGCUGAUCUGUUAGCCCGUGAGACGCCGAGAAGAUCUUCUUGAACAAAAGUAGUGUUUUUAUGAUAUAGAUUCUCUGUCGCAGACUCAAACAAACCGUAGUGUGAACAUACUAUAGAAUAUUCAAUUC
Annulohypoxylon truncatum is the source of this 1058-nucleotide messenger RNA. RefSeq lists its product as uncharacterized. Bases 54 to 362 code for a protein of 102 amino acids. NCBI's taxonomy places the organism in Eukaryota, Fungi, Ascomycota, Sordariomycetes, Xylariales, Hypoxylaceae. The record is from RefSeq and is a predicted model, not a curated record. The transcript is spliced from 3 exons.